Molecule: messenger RNA, 761 nt
Organism: Blastocystis hominis
Lineage: Eukaryota; Bigyra; Opalinata; Blastocystidae
Exons: 5
Coding region: 1-498 (165 amino acids)
Source: RefSeq, a predicted model, not a curated record
AUGGAGAAUCUAUUCUUAACCAUCGUCGGGGUGAUUUGUAUAGUGAUUGUUGUCUUUCAAGUCGUUUUCAAGUUUGUGAUUGAAAGUAGAUCAUUCUGUGGAUCUUCCGUAUAUGUAAUCCGAAACAGCAGAAUCACAAGCGCUCGGCGCCUCCAUCAGCCAAAUUUAGCUACUGCUAUUAUGAAAAUAAAGACCGCAUGUGGCUAUACUAUAAUCAUUGGGAACCUAAGGAACCUGCGAGAGCACUCGUGUUUAUCUGCCACGGAAUCUGUGAAAGUUCGAUCCGUUAUGCUCGCAUUGCAAAGCUUCUUAAUAACAAUGGUCUUGAAGUGUAUGCUAUGGAUCAUCGAGGUCAUGGUCGCAGCGACGGAUACCGCAACUAUAUCAAUAGUAUGGAUGAUAUCGUGCAAGAUAUCUGUGGCUUUGUCUCCCACAUUCACUCUUCGCGUCCUGAGCUUCCCGUUUUUCUUUUCGGACACUCCAUGGGAGGCAUGUUAGCCAUCAUGGCAGCUGCCAAGCUCCAAUCGCUUCUCCGCGGCAGCGUUUUCUCUGCUCCCGCGCUGUCUGUGGAUCCCUCACAGGUAAAGCUGCUGGGAGUCGUGCGAUUGCUGCAAGCUGUUUUACCGAAGCUUCCAGUGUCGUUCCUGGAUGGAAAAUCGCUCUGUCAUGAUCCCCAAGUCAUAGAAGAAUAUGAAAACGAUAUUCUGAACACACCUGGGAGAUUAAAGCCAGUCCCUGCGAGAACAGGCUACCAGUUGCUG